CAAGGAGACCCUGUCCCUAAAAAACAAAAACAAUGCAAAAAAAAAAAAAAUUAGCCUACCUAUUGAUUCUUUGAUAGUUAUAUACAAUAUGUUUUAUCAUAUUCAGACCUUUUCCCCCAUCUCCCACCUCCCUACUCCCACCUUGCUUCAUGUCCUCUUUUAUUUUUUUAAGGCCUACCAAGUCUAAUUUGUGUUCCUCAAAUGCUACUGGGCAUGGAUCCAUCCCCUGGAGUCACACCCUUAAAGAAAACUGACUCUUCCUCUCCCAGCAGCUAUCCAUUGACAGUAAUUCCACCUAGUGCUGUGGCUUCUUGCCAGGCUCUUCCCUCCAUGCUGAGUCUUUGACUGGCUUGAGUUUGUGCAAGUCUUAUGCACGCUGUCACAAGCCCUGUGCUACCUAGGACUUCAAAUGUAUAGGUUCAUAAAUGGUACUAACUAGGUAGAUACAGUAAUUUAAAGGUCCUGGAACACAGGAUAUCAGCGUGACAGCCAAAAGUAGGAUCCAGGUCUUACUGCCCCACCUGGGCAGCCUCUCCCUGCUCCUCAACUAGAACUCCAUCCUUUCUAGGCAAGCAGGGCUGUUUUGUGUUACAGGCACACAUGGCAUUCAGGGAUGUGGCUGUGGAUUUCUCCCAGGAGGAAUGGAGCCUGUUGAGCCCUGCUCAGAGAACCCUGUACAGAGAGGUGAUGCUGGAGAACUACAGCAACCUGGUCUCUCUGGGAAUUCCAUUUUCAAAACCAAAACUCAUCACCCAGCUAGAGCAAGGGAAGGAGACAUGGAGAGAGGAAAGAAAAUGUCCCCAGGCUGCCUGUUCAGUUCCAGAGGAUCCAUCACUCUCUUCUGACCCCCGAGGGCACUGCACGUCACAGGUCCAUCGACCUACAUGCAACCAGGAGAAGCAGCAGCAAGCCUCUGAUGGGAGCUCCUGGAGAGAGAAAGCAGGAGGCGGAGGGAGAGAAGGCACCAGGCCUUCAUUUGGAAGGACAAAGAAAAGGAGUUUGGGAGCCUUCUCCAGACCACUCCAGAAGAAGCAGGUCAGCUCUGGGAAUGGCACGACAGGAGUAGAGCUGGAGGCCAGCCCAGCUCCAGCUAGGAGCCCUGAAGAAACAGACAAAUUACUGAAGCGAAUAGAGUUGUUGGGAUUUGGAGGUGUCAACUGUGGAGAGUGUGGGCUGGGCUUCCGAAAGAUGACAAACCUGCUUAGUCACCAGAGGAUCCACUCGGGGAAGCCAUAUGUGUGUGGGGUGUGCAAGAAGGGCUUCAGUCUAAAGAAGAGCCUUGCCAGACACCAGAAGGCACAUUCCGGGGAGAAACCCGUCGUUUGCAGGGAAUGUGGCCGAGGCUUUAACCAGAAGACAGCACUCAUCAUUCAUGAGAGGACACACUCAGGUGAGAAGCCUUACAUGUGCAAUGAGUGUGGACGAAGCUUUAGCCAGAAGUCAACGCUCAUCAUUCAUGAGAGGUCACAUUCAGGUGAGAAGCCUUACAUGUGCAAUGAGUGUGGACGAGGCUUUAGUCAGAAGUCAACACUCAUCAUUCAUGAGAGGACACACUCGGGGGAGAAGCCUUACAUGUGCAAUGAGUGUGGACGAGGCUUUAGCCAGAAGUCAACACUCAUCAUUCACGAGCGGACACACUCAGGUGAGAAGCCUUACAUGUGCAAUGAGUGUGGACGAGGCUUUAGCCAGAAGUCAAACCUCAUCAUCCACCAGAGGACACACUCAGGGGAGAAGCCUUAUGUGUGCCAGGAGUGUGGCAAAGGCUUUAGCCAGAAGUCAGCUGUUGUUAGGCACCAGAGGACACACUUAGAGGAGAAGACCAUAGUGUGCAGUGACUGUGGCCUGGGCUUCAGUGACAGGUCAAACCUCAUCUCCCACCAGCGGACACACUCUGGGGAAAAGCCUUAUGCCUGCAAGGAGUGUGGGCGCUGCUUCAGGCAGAGGACAACUCUUGUCAACCACCAGAGGACACACUCGAAGGAGAAGCCUUAUGUGUGUGGUGUGUGUGGGCACAGCUUUAGCCAGAGUUCAGCUCUCAUCUCUCACAGGAGGACACACACUGGGGAGAAGCCAUAUGUGUGUGGGGUGUGUGGACGAGGCUUUAGUCUGAAGUCCCACCUCAACAGACACCAGAACAUUCACUCGGGAGAGAAGCCUGUUGUGUGCAAGGAUUGUGGGCGAAGCUUUACCCAACCAUCAAAUCUCAUGAGACACCAGAGGGCACACUCAGAGGAAAAGCCCAUGGUGUGUGAGAAAUGUGGAAGAGGCUUCAGCCAGCAGUCAAACCUCAUUGCACACCAGAGGACACACUCAGGGGAAAAGCCAUAUGUGUGCCGAGACUGUGGGCGAGGCUUCAGCCAGAAGUCAAACCUCAUUGCACACCAGAGGACACACUCAGGGGAGAAGCCCUACGUGUGCCGAGACUGUGGGCAAGGCUUCAGCUACCAGGCUGCCCUCAUCAGGCACAAAAGGAAGCACUCACACGUGUAGGCAGUGUGGACUGGGCUUUAACAGUAAGUCAGCCUUAAUCACACAUAAGUGGGUCCACUCUGAAGAGAAGCUCUGUGUGUCCAGAGUGUAGCCAAGGCUUUAUCCAGAAGUCACACCUCACCUUACAUCAGAUGACAUACAAGGGGAGAAGCCUUAUGUGUGCCAGACCUGUGGGCAAGACUUUAGGCAGAAGUCUCCCUUCAGCAGACACAAGAAGAUGAAGUGUGUCCACCUCAAUCUGCCAUCCAGCCUGACUCUGAAGUCUUCCAGGGUCAUUCUUCUGACCCCUUCGGUUUUAUUUAAAAAUGAAGAUGAUGGAGAGGAUUCGUAGUCAAAAUCCUUAUACUUCCAUGAAGUAGGAAGAUACAUCUCAUAAGUAAUCGAUGGACAUUAACUUGGUUUGCUUCCUUUCCAGUAUGUCUCCAUGUUUUAUGUCUUUUUGUUCUAGUAAACUUUGCUUCUUUACAAAUCUGGAACCUAA
Molecule: messenger RNA, 2971 nt
Organism: Nannospalax galili (Upper Galilee mountains blind mole rat)
Lineage: Eukaryota; Metazoa; Chordata; Mammalia; Rodentia; Spalacidae
Product: zinc finger protein 133
Biological process (GO): regulation of DNA-templated transcription
Source: RefSeq, a predicted model, not a curated record